This is a messenger RNA of Ictidomys tridecemlineatus (thirteen-lined ground squirrel), 2017 nucleotides long. Lineage: Eukaryota; Metazoa; Chordata; Mammalia; Rodentia; Sciuridae. The record is from RefSeq and is a predicted model, not a curated record.
AUGCUCCUUGAGGACCCGAUGAUGGCUUUUGUUCACUCCAGCCGAGGCUGGGAUGCAGAUGGAAAAGGCCCUUGUGUCUGGGACACAUUCACCCAUCAGGGAGGAGAGAGAGUUUUCAAGAACCAGACUGGCGAUGUAGCUUGUGGCAGCUACACUCUGUGGGAGGAAGAUCUGAAAUGUAUCAAACAGCUUGGAUUGACUCAUUACCGCUUCUCUCUUUCCUGGUCACGUCUGUUACCUGAUGGGACGACAGGUUUCAUCAACCAGAAAGGAAUUGACUACUACAACAAGAUCAUUGACGAUUUGUUGACAAAUGGGGUUACACCCAUAGUGACCAUCUACCACUUUGAUCUGCCUCAGGCUUUAGAAGACCAAGGAGGUUGGCUGUCAGAGGCAAUCAUUGAAGCCUUUGACAGAUAUGCUCGGUUUUGUUUCAGGACCUUUGGGGAUCGAGUCAAGCAUUGGAUCACCAUAAAUGAGCCUAACAUUCUUGCUGUGCUGGCAUAUGACAUGGGCAGUUUUGCUCCUGGUAUACCUCACUUUGGGCCUGCAGGUUAUCAGGCAGCUCAUAAUUUGAUUAAGGCUCAUGCCAGAGCCUGGCACAGCUAUGAUUCCUUAUUCCGAAAAGAGCAGAAGGGUAAGGUGUCUCUAUCAUUGUUUUUUGUCUGGUUGGAACCCGGAGAUCCCAACUCAGUGGCUGACCAGGAGGCUGUUAAAAGAGCAUCUGCUUUUGCAUUAGAUUUCUUUGCUAAACCUAUAUUCAUUGAUGGUGAUUAUCCUGAUCUUGUCAAGUCCCACAUUGCAUCCAUGAGUAAAAAGCAAGGGUUUCCAUCAUCGAAGCUUCCAGAAUUUACCGAGGAAGAGAAGAAAAUGAUCAAAGGCACUGCUGAUUUCUUUGCUGUGCAAUACUAUACAACUCGGCUCAUCAAGCACCCAGAGAUUAAGAAAGGAGAACAAGAAAAACUGGACUUCUGGCAGGAUUUGCAGGUUGAUAGUUUUCCAGAUCCAUCUUGGGAAGGUGUUGACUGGGUCUAUGUGGUGCCGUGGGGAAUACGUAAAUCACUGAAAUACAUUAAGGAUACGUAUAAUAACCCUGUAAUUUACAUCACUGAGAAUGGGUUUCCCCAGCGUGACCCCCCAUCUCUUGAUGACACUCAGCGUUGGGAGUAUUUCAGACAGACAUUUCAGGAAAUGUUCAAAGCUAUCCAUGUUGAUAAAGUCAAUCUUCAAGUGUAUUGUGCCUGGUCCCUUCUGGAUAACUUUGAGUGGUGUGAUGGAUACAGCCUACGGUUUGGUCUUUAUCAUGUUGAUUUUGAAGACCCAGCUAGACCUCGGGUCCCUUAUACAUCAGCCAAGGAGUAUGCCAAGGUCAUCCGAAGCAAUGGCCUGGAGGGGGCUUUGUAGAACUGGUGGCUGGGCAGUAACCCCUGGAGAGGACACCUCUGCUUCUGGAAAGGAAAUCUGCUUCAGUGAUGAUCUCUCAGAUGACCUCAGGUUGCCUCUGUACCUGCUGAUCUGUUAUUAUGAAAUCUGAAUUUGUAAUGCCUGGGAAUAUAUUUAAUGAUGGCCUCUAUUUGUAUUUUGAUUAAUGAGGGCUUUAAAAAAAUAAAAUAGAAAACCACUGAAAUUGAUUUUUAUAUUAAAAAAUCAGAUAUAUUUGGAAAGCUCAAUUUAAAACCUUAGAAUUUUUUUUUCUAGGAAAAAAUAAUGCAAAGUUUAUAGAGAUAAUAUUCUGAUGAUUUGCAAUUGUAAUGACACACCACUUAUCACAAGGAUACUUUUUACCAGCUUAACAUAUCCUGGUUACAUAGCUACUUGUCCUUAGUCUAUCCAUUUUGUGUGAUCAUCACCAUUUUGUCACUAUUUAACCUAGAAUAAAGAAAUCAAAGCUAAAAGUAACAUUAUACUGUCAUACAUUCUUUUGUCACAAAGGAAUUAAUUGAGAAUCUAUUUAAUAAAAUGCAUUGUUGAUAUGUGUGGCACACGGUUUGCCUAUGCUUGGACAAAUACAUUUUUC